This is a messenger RNA of Anas platyrhynchos (mallard), 2837 nucleotides long. RefSeq names its product transmembrane protein 272 (gene TMEM272). The record is from RefSeq and is a predicted model, not a curated record. NCBI's taxonomy places the organism in Eukaryota, Metazoa, Chordata, Aves, Anseriformes, Anatidae.
AUACAGAGGAACUGGGUUCCCACUUAAGUGCUCAAACUCCUGCUUGAGUGCAGUGAAUAAAAGCCUUUGUCUUAGCUGCCAAAGUCCCUCAGCCAAAACUCUCCAAGUUUCCAGCCUUCUGUCUAAAGCCACGUUAGUAAUUAUCUUUAUUGCUAUAAUAAGCCCCCACCUGUACAUUUUUCUGACAAUUAUCAAUGCCGUAAGCUGGGAAUUACAGCUGGGAUGAGCUGCACCACCCUGACAGCUGAAGGCAGGACUGUCCCUUCCGAGCGAGAGCAGUCCCUUUGCCAGCUCAUCACUCGUCCCUUCUCUGUGGGGCCUUUCUGAAAGGGCUCAAAAUGCACAUCCACCUUCACUAAUGCUGUCGCUUAUCCUGGCGAAGCACUGUCCCUCAGAUCCACUUUUCUCUUGCACCGAACAAGGGCUGUCCAGGACAGCAAACAGACCUCUCCCGUAGUCACAGGAGAAAAAGCAGCCAGCUUUCCUAGCUAUGCAAAGAGCUCUGUCGAUUGCAUCAAGAGAAGGGGGGAAAUUGCAUGAAGGAUGGACUAAGGACUUAAUAUUCACUACUGAUUAUAGGCGUAAAGCAUUGUUCACUCUUUUUUAAUAAGAGAUUUUGCGAAGGAAUUGUCUUCGCUCCUCCGGCACAGCCACAGCUCUGUGGGGCCCUUUGCUUCCCCCUGCUGACACUGUGGAGCCGCCCGGGUGGGCUGUGGCUGCAGCCAGCCGUGGGAGUGGGGAAACGAAGGAGGAUCGGCUCCGACGGCAAGAGCUCCUGCAUCCCACAUCCCUCAUCCUACAUCCCACAUCCCUCAUCCUACAUCCCUCAUCCCACAUCCUGCACCCCACAUCCCGCAUCUCUCAUCCCGCACCCCACAGCCUCUCCAGCUGCCAAGAGGUGCACGAGCAGGAGACGAGGAGGAAGAAAAGCACCUGAAAGCCCUCACCACACCUCAUCCCGACGGGCAGGGUCCCAGCACGCUCUCCCUCCUGGCUUCUGCCCAAGGCUGGAUUUUGUGGCUCCCCAGCCCCAUCUCCCAGGAGUGCCGGUGAAGGGGUUCGGGUCCCGCGGAGCUCGCAGACACCCCAAAAGGUGCUUCACGAUGCCGGCCGGCCUGGAGAAAGCUUGUCACCGGUGCAUCUCCAAAAUUGCCAGCAAUGCAUGCUUUAUAUUCGGGCUCCUUGCUUUCCUUGCCUUGCCGUUGUCCAUGACUUUCACAGGAAUGAAGUUUUUGGAAGACUGCCCAGUUCAGCCACUAAUUCCAUUAUAUCUGCUGGUGGGUGGCGUGAUUGGCAGCUUAAAGGUGACCCUUCUGCUGUACGACUCCACCAGGAUGAGGCAGCUGCUUUCCAAGUCUGUUGUGAUCGAUGACGACGACGACGACGAAUAUCCCUGGAGGCAGAACGCUCACAAAUACUACAUCCACCUAACCCUCAGCCUCUUCCUCUUCCUCUGGUUCAUUCUUGGGAACUACUGGGUUUUCUCCGUGUACCUGCCAAAUUUCAUCCCACCUUUCCACCAGCCUCAGGAUUACUGUGACAAAACCCUGUACAUUUUUGCUGUUGGUGUGCUCAUUAUCAGCCAUACCGUGCUCUUUCUCCUUAUCUUUUGUAGCUGCUGCAUAUACUGUGUUUCCAGGCAAAGAUACUCUUCUGAGGAAGACUAAAUGCCACAGAAAUUAAGCUCCAGAUGUUUGGGAAAGGGUGUACAAUGAAGAAAAGGCAAUAACUCACCCUUGUGUGUAUCUUUGUUGUACUAUAGAUAUGUAUUUUAGCAGUCAACUGCAAGAGGAAAUUGUAAAAUACAUUCCAGUGCCAUCUGGAAAUAGCUGAGCUGGAAUACAGCACAUUCGAUGUAAAAUUGCUGCUACAGAUGCCAGGGUGCACUCUUGCUCACUUCUCUAUCUCUUUUUAAACUCUUGGAUUUUCUAUUUGCAGUGUCAAGCUCUGCAGUAAGCCCUUGCAGAUGACGAGCUCCUCUAAAACCAGGUCCCCUUGUGUUAUUGCAGCAUAGCACAUCUUUGCCUGUUACAGUAGCCGUGCUGUCCUCUUUCCUGGGACCUGAACACCUCCGUAGCCUUGCUGUUACUGUCCCUGCAUCAAAGAUGAAGGGGCUGAGGCACAAAAGAUGAAGGGCUGUAUUCAGACUGCCUUGCAUGGCAUGUGGACUGUGACAGGAACUUAGAUGGCCACCAGAAAGCUUCUUGGGCCAGUGUUAGACCAGCCAAGGAGUAGCUGUGAUAGCAAUAUGAGCAUGUAUAAAAGGCAGCCUGAAUAUGGCCCCAAGAUCUCUCCUGAACCUGGAUUAGAAAGCAUCUGCAUCUAUCUUUGGUGCUAAAGCAGGUGGUCUGAAUAUAUCCACACAUAUCCAAUACAUCCAAACUGAGCCAAGGCCACAGUGCAAGUCUUUGGCAGAACGAGAAACUGAGCUACUGAGUAGCAGCUCAGCAUUCCUCAGCUUGGGGAGACUCCUCUUUCUCCACUUUUUGUAUAACAGCAACGUGUCAGUACCACAGCAACACAAAGAUGCUUGCCAAGCCAUUGUGAUUAAGUUCACAGAAAACCUGGUGACGUUAUGCUGGUAUUUUCACUUUAUGAUAAUGAGACACGGGCAGGGAUGUGAGAGGUUCAGGUGGACGUGCUUCCUACAGCAGUUCUCUGGUUGUGGCGUGAGUGUACGUUUGAUUUGUUCACCGUGGUGCUGUACUUAUGGAAAUCUGUACUCAAUGGGCAGACGUCGUGAACACAGCUUGUAAGUCAACAGCAGUGUCAGCUCUAAAAGCAUCGGCAUGCACAGAGACAAUUGUUUUGUGACAUGAAAUGGAACAAGCCCAUAA